Mitosporidium daphniae is the source of this 2175-nucleotide messenger RNA. RefSeq names its product ATP-dependent RNA helicase DDX3X. Gene Ontology annotation, molecular function: ATP binding; RNA binding; RNA helicase activity. The record is from RefSeq and is a predicted model, not a curated record. NCBI's taxonomy places the organism in Eukaryota, Fungi, Microsporidia. The transcript has a single exon. The coding region runs from base 1 to 2175 and encodes 724 amino acids. Gene Ontology annotation, biological process: cell differentiation; gamete generation. Gene Ontology annotation, cellular component: nucleus; P granule.
AUGCACCCAAAUCUGAAAAGUUCAUCUUCAUCCUCUUCAUUGCCAAAACCAGGGAAAUCAUCCCCAUUUGCUAUUAAAAAGAUCCCAUCGACAUCCACUUCUUCUGUCCAAUCGACCCUUUUAAGCCGCUCUAAAGGCGAGCCUUCAGAUGAAAGGAUCGUUUCUUUAAAAGCAAAAACAUCCAAAACCACCUCCCCCUCUUCAGAGGUAGUUCAUCGUUCCGUUUCCGGGUCGACGGUAGUGGUAUCAUUUGAAUCACCCAAAAGUGAGGAAAUAUCUAAUUCUAAAUCAAACACCGUUGAAAGCGUUGAGCAGGUGAUACAGUCUCUAUCUGACACAAGCAUCACUACCACCUAUGUGCCCCCACAUCUAAGAAAUAAAGAGCCAGCGACAAAAGCAUUCACAAAAACUCAACAGCCCUCUUCAUACGUAAAUCCUUACACUGGAGAAAGCUGUACAAUAUCUGAAAGUGGCAGUCGUUGGGACACUUUUGAAUCUGUCUCAUCUGCCGGAAGGAACCGAGAUAGGGGUCUCGGUAAAAAAGCAUCCACAUCUUCAACUUAUUUUGUUCGGUAUGAUACAAGGAUUCGGCCUCGAGAUCCCAUUUUUGAGACAAAAAUUUUUGGUGAGCGCCAUGUUGAUACCGGUAUCAAUUUUUCUAAAUAUGACGGAAUCCCUGUCGAUGCAUCUGGGAACAACGUCCCCACUCCAAUCGAAUCGUUUUCCACAGAGUGUGGAAUCCAUUCGCAGCUUCUUGAAAACAUUUCUCUCGCCGGAUAUUCCAAGCCGACACCCGUUCAGAAAUUUGCGAUUCCAAUUGUCACCAACAAGAAGGACAUCAUGGCAUGUGCGCAAACUGGCUCUGGAAAGACCGCUGCGUUCCUGCUCCCCAUAAUUUCAGAACUGCUUACUCAUGGACCAUCCACGGAUCUUAUUUCCAUUUCUAGGUCUCGCCCAUCGACGGCAUUUCCUCUUGCUUUAAUCCUCUCCCCAACUAGAGAACUUUCUGUGCAAAUUUUUGAAGAGGCCCUCAAAUUUUCGUACCGCUCUUGGGUCACUCCCUGUGUUGUUUAUGGGGGCACAGACAUCCGCACACAGAUUCAUACGCUAGCCAAGGGUGCCGAUAUUCUUGUGGCGACCCCUGGUCGCCUCGUUGACAUGAUUGAGCGGUCUCGUGUAAACCUUUCUUUUGUGCGCUACUUGGUGCUUGACGAAGCAGAUCGAAUGCUUGAUAUGGGCUUUGAGCCUGACAUUCGAAAAAUUGUUCUUGAAUGCCAGAUGCCACCAAAAGAAAGCCGCCAGACGCUCCUUUUUUCCGCGACAUUCUCUAAAGAAAUCCAAGCCCUUGCCAAGGCCUUCCUUUCAGAUUAUAUUUUCUUGAAGAUUGGCCGCGUGGGAUCUACCUCUGAAAAUAUUAUUCAGACCGUUGUAGAUGUUGAGCAAUGUGACAAAAAGUCAUAUCUACUCGACAUCCUUACUUCAACUCAGUCCCCCAAUCAUCGCACGCUGAUAUUUGUGGAGAAGAAGCGUGACGCAGAUAUCUUGGAAAAUGCCCUGGUCAGGGAAGGCAUUCUGGCUACUUCUAUUCAUGGGGAUCGUACACAGGAAGAGCGAGAGGCAGCUCUCCGCAAGUUUCGCUCAGCCGAACGCCCAGUAUUAGUGGCCACCUCGGUGGCAUCUCGCGGUCUCGAUAUCCCAGAUGUUAGAACGGUGAUCAUUUAUGAUUUUCCUAACGACCUUGAUGAAUACGUCCAUAAAAUCGGGAGAACAGGGAGAGUCGGUAACGUUGGCACAGCGAUCUCCUUUUUUUCGCAUGAAAAUGCCCCGCUUGCCUCUGGACUUUCCGCUUUGCUUAGAGAAUCACGUCAGCGAGUACCUGAGUUUUUGGAUCGCCUUUCGGCCAUUGCAUUCCGAACAGGAGUAAAUCAUCAUACCAAGAGAGGUCCUGGCCGCCAGUCCCGUAGCACUUCCGGUCAACCGUAUCAGCACCACACUCAAAUCCGGGCUUCAACGUCCUCAGCGUCUACGCAACGACUCUCCCCGUCUUCUUGGGACUUUUCUUCGACACGAACAGGGAACACGGGCUCCCAAUCACCACCACCACCACUGUCAUCUUGGGACGAUGACAUUGGAAAGGAAUCCCCGUCACCCGCUGGUGGUCUUCAAUGGUUCUAA